Cannabis sativa is the source of this 2900-nucleotide messenger RNA. RefSeq names its product subtilisin-like protease SBT5.4. The transcript has 11 exons. The record is from RefSeq and is a predicted model, not a curated record. Gene Ontology annotation, molecular function: serine-type endopeptidase activity. Bases 345 to 2681 code for a protein of 778 amino acids. Gene Ontology annotation, biological process: proteolysis. NCBI's taxonomy places the organism in Eukaryota, Viridiplantae, Streptophyta, Magnoliopsida, Rosales, Cannabaceae.
CAUUAAUCCAAUUUUUAAGUGACCUUUAUUAAGGGAGUAUAUAAUUUUGGGAUGAAAUUAAGCAAAGACAACUAUUACAACAAAUUUUUAUCCAAUCAUAAUAUAAAUCCUACAUGAAAAAAAAUUGUUAAGUUGACCAAAAUAAUCAUUACUAUUAUUAUUAUUUAAAAAUAAAGAUAAGAAAAACCUAUUUAUAGAUUUGUUAAUAAUAAUAUUUUGCUACCCAAAAUAGCAAAAAAUCAAGCUUUAAAAACAAAGGAAAUUGCAGCCUAUUUUCCAAGACAAAUAUUUUUUUUCUUCUUUUUUUUUUCUUUGAUACAGAGAGAAAAGAAGAAAUUGAAGCCAUGGGACAUAGUUUAGUUUCUUCUUCUUCUCUUGUUCUUGUCCCAAUGGUACUUCUUUUCUCUCUGUUUCAAUCGCCAACCGAAGCAAUUCAAAAGUCUUACAUUGUCUACAUGGGAGCUCAUUCGCAUGGCCCGAACCCUACCUCGAUUGAUUUAGAAACCGCUACAUCGUCCCAUUACGCUAUGCUCAGUACUUACAAGGGGAGCGAGGAAAAGGCGAAAGAAUCGAUGCUUUACUCGUAUAAUACAUACAUUAAUGGCUUUGCAGCUGUACUUGAUGAUGCUGAAGCUACCGAGAUUGCAAAGCAUCCGAAUGUGUUAUCGGUUUUUGAAAACAAGCCAAAGAAAUUGCACACAACUCAUACAUGGGAUUUUCUUGAAUUGGAGAAAAAUGGUGUUGUUUCGAAAAGUUCGUUAUGGAAAAAGGCACGGUUUGGUGAAAAUACAAUCAUCGGAAACCUAGACACCGGUGCUUGGCCAGAAUCAAAAAGCUUUAGUGAUGAUGGAAUUGGACCCAUUCCAUCAAAAUGGAAAGGAGUAUGUCAAGAUGAUAACAAUGAUAAAUUCCGUUGCAACAGGAAGCUUAUAGGUGCAAGAUACUUUAACAAAGGCUACCUUGCAUAUCUCAAGCUUGUCAACGGUACAAUGUCCCCACUACAAAGCAAAACAAUUUCCUCUCCCCGCGACACUUUCGGCCACGGCACCCACACCCUAUCCACCGCCGGAGGCAAUUUUGUCCCCGGGGCAAAUGUUUUCAACAAUGGUAACGGCACAGCCAAGGGCGGGUCUCCCAAGGCACGCGUGGCUGUGUACAAGGUGUGUUGGGAUGGAGACAUGUGCUUUGAUUCCGACAUUCUCGCCGGUUUUGAGGCCGCGAUAGCCGAUGGAGUUGAUGUGCUUUCUGUCUCCCUUGGCGGUGCUGCCGUCGAGUAUUUUCAAGAAGGUAUUGCAAUCGGCUCUUUCCAUGCUGUUAAGCAUGGAAUGACCGUUAUUACCUCGGCCGGUAAUGAUGGACCGAGUGAACAGACUGUCGCUAAUACUGCGCCGUGGUUAAUAACCGUUGGAGCUAGCACAAUUGACCGCGAAUUCACCGCUCCCGUCACUCUUGGAAAUGGAAAGAUACUCAAGGGUCAAAGUCUUUCUUCAAUACCAUUACCAUCUAAAAAUAUGUUUCCAUUACUAACUGGAGCUGAUGCUAAGUUGGCCAAAGCAAAUGCUUCGGAAGCUUUGUUAUGUAAGCCUAACACUCUUGACCCGAAGAAGGCUAAGGGGAAGAUCUUAGUCUGCCUUAGGGGCGACAAUGCUCGAAUCGAAAAGGGUCAACAAGCUGCUCUUGCCGGUGCAAUCGGAAUGAUUUUGGCUAAUACUAUCACAGAUGGAAAUGAUGUCAUUGCUGAUCCUCAUUAUCUUCCAGCUUCUCAUCUCAACUACAAUGAUGCAAAUUUGCUCUUUAGUUACAUCAAAUCUACUAAGUCUCCUUUGGCACACAUUGCUCAAGCAACCACUCUAUUUGAUGUCAAGCAAUCUCCUUCUAUGGCUGGGUUUUCAUCUAGAGGGCCUAGUUUCAUUGAACCUUCUAUUCUUAAGCCUGACAUAACGGCUCCGGGAGUGAACAUCAUUGCUGCAUACUCUGAAGCUACGGCACCGACUGAUGUUGAAACUGAUCGUCGUCGAGUUCCAUUUAAUGUCGAUUCGGGAACUUCCAUGGCAUGCCCUCAUGUUUCUGGUGUUGUUGGCCUUUUGAAAACCCUUUAUCCUAAUUGGAGUGCAGCUGCUAUAAAAUCAGCUAUAAUGACAACUGCUAGAACAAGAGAUGGGACUAAGAAGCCAAUAUUGGACUCAGACAUGAAAAAAGCCACACCUUUUGCCUAUGGUGCCGGCCAUAUCCAUCCUAACCGAGCCAUGAACCCUGGACUUGUCUACGACAUGGAAACUCACGAUUACUUGAACUUCUUAUGCGCUCGUGGCUACAACGCAACGACUAUUAAAUUAUUCGCCCACAAACCAUACAAUUGCCCCAAGUCUUUCAGCUUGGUUAACUUGAACUACCCUUCGAUUUCAAUCCCCAAACUUGGUAAGCGAACCAUGGUUGUUACUAGAAGAGUUAAGAAUGUUGGCGGGCCAGGAAUAUACAAGGCGCUUUUGAGAGCUCCAGCAGGUGUUUCGGUUUAUGUCAAGCCUGCAAUCUUGAAUUUCGACAAAGUUGGUGAGGAGAAGACAUUUGAGAUUGUUUUCAAGGCUAAUGUUGUUGGAAAGCCUAAGACAUACACUUUUGGUGAGUUGAAAUGGUCUGAUGGCAAACACAUUGUGAGGAGUCCUAUUGCAGUGAAAUUCUAAGUUGAUUUAUGUGAAUGAAAAAAAGUAGUUGUGUAGGGAUUGAGCAUAAAAUUCUGUACAAUAAUUUUACACAAAAUCAUUGUGAUUUCAUUGUUGACAGAACCCCAUUAUUCAAUGUUGGAUUUUAAUCAAUAAAAUUGUAAAUUUCAAGGUGAUGAUCAAAUGUGCAUUCUUAUGUAUAUAUUUUAAUAAAACUUUCCUUAAAUUUACUUUUUUUAA